GGCAGCUCCGCGGCCAAUAAGGCUGGAGCGGGGGGCGGGGUUUGUGCACUGGCGGGAAGAUGGCGGCUGUGGCCCUGUAUGAGUUGCUGGAGAGACUGGGCUGCCCGGCCUUGGAGGGCGUUUUCCUGUCCAAGCCUGAAGACAUCCAGCGGCUGCUGUGUUCUCCCUCGCCCCAUCGCCUGGAUAUACUGGAAUGGAUCUGCGUCAGUGUGUAUCCACCCCUCCAAGACCAGUUUUCGUCGCUCAAGGAAUCACAGACAGAUAUGAAGAUUAAAGAUAUGGCGAAGCUGGGGUCCGACCUGAUGCUGUGUCGCGUCGAUGACCUGGAUCUCAUUGAGGGAAAGGCCAGCGUGGAGAAACAGCUCUGUUUCCUCAGCCGGCUGGUAGCCGUGAUUCCAACUCGGGAAAGUAUCGAGAUCUCCGACUCUGGAUCUUUCUCCAGCACUUUUUCAAGCCAAGACGAGUCUUUUCGAGAGAUGGUGAGGAAGAAUGAAAGAUUCCUGAAGGAGGUGUUCUGCAGCCCGAAUCUUCAGGCCGUGCUGAGCCCCGAAUCCCAGCCCUGGAGCUCGGACAUCAACUCUCUCCUGCUGCGUGAAGAGGCGCUCCAGAAAAGGUCCCGCCUCCCAGUGGCCUCCCAUGAGAGAACUCUGUUGGAGGUCUCAAAGGAGCUGGAGGAGACGGCAGCUGCCUUGCAAGAGCUAAGGUCACAGUGCUCCUUCCUGAGCGGGAACCCGGACGGCACCGAGCAGCCGCUCGACAGUGCCACGGCCCUGCAGACCCUCAAGCUGGCCGUCUCCGACUUCGGCCAGCUGCUGGUGGCCUUUGAGCAGGUGUACGAGAGCGAGUGGAAGAGGCACUGCGAGCGCCCCGCCCCCCGGCUCAGCCCCUGCGGGCCCCUCUUCAAAGCUGUGCAGCGGGAUCUUUCACUCAGCAUCCAGGAGUUGACAAGCCUGGCCCAGGUCAUGGAAACAUCUGAGAACAUCGUAACUGUGGUGGACCGGCAGCAAGAAGAGAAGCUGGCGUGGAGGGGCUCCGCGAAAGCCACGUUGCCUUCAAAGCUUGAAGAGCUGCAACGGAAAUACAAGGCCAUCCGCGCCACGCUCCACAAACUGAGCAACACGGAGGCGACCGUCUCACUGUGAAAAGGGUCGAGUGACACCCGGUACAGGAUCCAGGCGGUGGAAACCCUGCUUGUGUGCGCGUGUGUGUUUUCUUCCUAUGUACAGAAAUUAAUGUGGUUAAAAAGAGUUUCUUUGUA
Molecule: messenger RNA, 1258 nt
Organism: Heteronotia binoei (common prickly gecko)
Lineage: Eukaryota; Metazoa; Chordata; Lepidosauria; Squamata; Gekkonidae
Gene: HAUS7
Product: HAUS augmin like complex subunit 7
Exons: 10
Coding region: 60-1142 (360 amino acids)
Biological process (GO): spindle assembly; centrosome cycle
Cellular component (GO): HAUS complex
Molecular function (GO): microtubule minus-end binding
Source: RefSeq, a predicted model, not a curated record